AUCGAACGAGUUCAUGUGAUGGCAGUUGCUUCCGCUCAUAUGUAGUGUCGUGUGUCGUCUCUCCUAAAUUCAUUCCAAAAUGUCAGCUACAAUCGAAAAAUUAUUUCAUAAAGACAGACUAAAUGGGAGCAUUUUUCAACUUUUGUUGCUCAUUUUCUAUGCUCCCAUUGGCCUGAUGCUGGUGCUGCUGCGUUGCUUCAUUUUUUUGCAGCUCAUCUGUGCUGUUGCAAUUCUACCACACAAUAGAUACGUCACACGGAUGGUACUGAGAGUCCUGUGCUCUUCCCUUGGGCUGGUGGUGUGGCAAAGUGACUCAGAUAACAAGUCCCUCACCAUGUGCAAGUUUUACCAGAAUGAACAGAAGCAAGGUUCAAAGGACAGAGCUGUGCUGCUUGCAAACCAUAUAUCUGUUUUUGAUCAUUUUGCUCUAUCACUUGUGCUGCCUUGUGUCAAGAUUGAAGGCAAUGGCGAGAGUUUGCCCAGAAUUGUAAGCAACUUGCUGGGAUGUAUGAUCAUGACGCUGGGGUCAGGUGAUCAAGUGGAUGCCAGCAGCAGUAGUGGAUCAACAUUAAAUGACUCGUGGGUUCAACCCUUGAAACAAUUUGUUACAGGCAAUAGAGAUGGAUCUUUACCUCAGACUAAUAACAUCGUGAGUCCAAAUGCUCUACAAGAUGAUCCUGCUUCAGAACUUCGACAUCGAACUGUUGCGUCUACAGAAUCAAGUGAAGCAGGCACCAACUCAACCAAUUCCAGUAGUCAAGUGCCUGGUGGAAGCUCUGCUUCAGCCAACACAGAAAGUGAUGACCAAGCAUCGUCUUCACAUGAUCAUGAGUUUAAUGGAUGGCCUCUGCUCCUCUUUCCUGAGAGUUCAACCACCAACGGAGAUGUUGCUCUAAUGCAGUACGAGAGCUGGGCAAGCAAAGUGAGCCCCCGGUCCACAGUCUUGGUGGGCAUCUCAGCCAGACGCUUGCCACCGCUGCCUCUCACCCUCUCCGUGGCGAACCCUUCUUUUCUUCAAGACGUCUUCUCUCUCUUUUUCUGCCCACUCACCAUCUAUUCCAUCAAGUUUAUUGAAGAGGUUCAUCAGGAACCGGCUGAGGCCGACGAGGCGCUCUGCAAGCGCUACCAGACCUCCACCGCCGCCGCACUCGGGCUCGAGGCAUCAGCUUAUUCUGUCAAGGAUAAGGCGGAAUACGUGGCGAGGCUGGCAAGCGAGCGGAGGCACGCGAACGCACGAGCUGGGUUACGCGCCUCUCGGAAUAUAAGAGCAUCUUAUAUUGAUGCCAUCUCGGAUGUUGUUCCAGUGCGGACCCGCAACGUGGACAUGACCAUCACUAACUUCCUGGAAGGCUCCGUGCCGAACUACCAACCUGCGCCCAUAUCCUCCGCAUCGGGCGUUGGCGCUCCCCUUGCUUCAUCACUUGCUUCAUCGCCUGCUUCUUCCUCUGCUGUAUCCUCUCCUCAUGUUGCUGCCUCCUCUUCUGUAGUGAACGCCUCGCCUCCUCUCGUCCCUUCAGUAGAGAGUGGAAGCCUCAACGCCUCCCAAUUUUCUACGGCCACGUCCACUAUUAAUCUCAAUACAAAAGCUGAGACUUUUCCUAGAUCUGCGUGUGAAAGGAUGCUUUCUUUUAAUCAGAGAAAAGCUAUUUUACUUGAUAACGCUCUUAAAAAAUACAUAGAAAAUUUUGGUUUGAAUGGUGAAAGAGAUCCAUACCUGAAACUUAGUUAGGGAUUUAUGUUAAGGGUUGAUGUAGGCGACUUUAACGCAGAAUAAAAUUUUGAACUUAAGUAAUUGCUUUAACACAUAAUCUGGUUAUUCAUGCCUCAGUAUUUUGGGAGCAAUGGUAUCUAUGAAUCUU
This is a messenger RNA of Hyalella azteca, 1859 nucleotides long. RefSeq names its product lipid droplet-regulating VLDL assembly factor AUP1. Gene Ontology annotation, cellular component: membrane. The transcript has 8 exons. Bases 80 to 1729 code for a protein of 549 amino acids. NCBI's taxonomy places the organism in Eukaryota, Metazoa, Arthropoda, Malacostraca, Amphipoda, Hyalellidae. The record is from RefSeq and is a predicted model, not a curated record.